Molecule: messenger RNA, 2850 nt
Organism: Aspergillus homomorphus CBS 101889
Lineage: Eukaryota; Fungi; Ascomycota; Eurotiomycetes; Eurotiales; Aspergillaceae
Product: putative AP-1 adaptor complex subunit beta
Exons: 7
Coding region: 270-2510 (746 amino acids)
Biological process (GO): vesicle-mediated transport; intracellular protein transport
Cellular component (GO): membrane coat
Molecular function (GO): clathrin binding
Source: RefSeq, a predicted model, not a curated record
CAUCAACUACUGCUUCUUCUCCCUUCGUCUUCUCCCUUCACCCCAUUCUCUUCUUUUCUUUUGCAUUGCUUCUAUUGGCUUAUUUCUUCUAGUUUCCUUUCGGACUUUACUAUCGGGAAAAGAGCCCCUCGCUGAUCGGCUCAAUCCCUCCGUCUGCGGCUCACCCUGAAGCUGUCGCCAUUCCCCGCAGUCCCCUGCAUUCACUCCUCCGACUUCAGUUUCCCCCAGCGACGGCGCGAUCCGGUCGUCGCUAGAGCUUUCUUGGCACAAUGGCGAUGAGUAGGAUUCGGGGGGCCUUUGCGGUCCCCAGAAAGGGAGAGACUUUUGAGUUGCGAUCUGGUCUUGUGUCCCAAUAUGCAUAUGAACGCAAGGAAUCGAUCCAGAAGACUAUCAUGGCCAUGACGCUGGGCAAGGAUGUCUCCUCGCUAUUCCCGGACGUUCUCAAGAACAUUGCGACUAGCGAUCUCGAACAGAAGAAGCUGGUCUAUCUUUACCUCAUGAACUACGCCAAGUCCCACCCCGACCUCUGUAUUCUCGCCGUCAACACCUUUGUUCAAGAUUCCGAAGAUCCUAAUCCUCUGAUCAGAGCGCUGGCCAUCCGCACAAUGGGAUGCAUCCGGGUGGACAAGAUGGUGGAUUACAUGGAGGAGCCGCUGCGGAAGACUCUCCGGGACGAGUCGCCGUAUGUGCGCAAGACGGCGGCUAUCUGUGUCGCAAAGCUUUUCGAUUUGAACCCUGCCAUGUGUCUGGAGAAUGGAUUCUUGGAGAUGCUACAGGACAUGAUUGGUGACCCUAACCCCAUGGUCGUCGCCAAUUCGGUAACUGCGCUGUCGGAAAUCUACCAUGCUGCUCCCGAAACACAAGCCUUGAAAGUUACCACCAAUACACUGCGGAAGCUUCUCAUGGCGCUAAAUGAGUGUACGGAGUGGGGUCGUGUUACCAUCCUUACGACCCUUGCGGAAUACAAAACGACCGAAGUGACCGAGUCGGAGCACAUCUGUGAACGUGUUGCGCCCCAAUUCCAGCAUGCCAACCCCAGUGUCGUAUUGGCCGCCGUCAAGGUCGUUUUCCUUCACAUGAAGAACGUCAAGCCUGAGCUGGCUAGUAACUACUUGAAGAAAAUGGCUCCCCCUCUAGUGACUCUUGUGUCCUCUGCGCCUGAGGUGCAGUAUGUGGCCUUGAGAAACAUUGAUCUUCUAUUACAAAAACAGCCUGAAAUUCUGAACAAAGAGCUGCGCGUCUUCUUCUGCAAAUACAACGAUCCCCCAUACGUCAAAUUCCAGAAACUAGAGAUCAUGGUGCGAAUAGCCAAUGACCGGAACGUCGACCAGCUUUUGGCCGAGCUGAAGGAGUACGCACUGGAGGUGGAUAUGGACUUCGUGCGUCGUGCUGUCCGGGCAAUCGGUCAGGUUGCGAUCAAGAUCGAGAGCGCUAGCGAGAAGUGUGUUAACACGUUGCUGGAUCUCAUCAAUACCAAGGUGAACUAUGUGGUGCAAGAAGCUAUUGUGGUCAUCAAGGACAUUUUCCGGAAAUACCCUGGCUAUGAGGGUAUCAUUCCUACCUUGUGCAAGUGCAUCGAUGAGCUGGACGAACCAAACGCCCGUGCGGCUCUCAUCUGGAUCGUGGGUCAGUACGCGGAGAAGAUCAGUAAUGCGGGCGACAUUCUGGCUGGCUUUGUGGAAGGAUUCAAUGAAGAAUUCUCUCAGACCCAGCUACAAAUUUUGACGGCUGUUGUUAAGCUUUUCUUGAAGCGGCCUGAAAAGGCCCAAGGGCUCGUCCAGAAAGUGCUGCAGGCAGCCACCGCAGAGAACGAUAACCCAGACGUGCGCGAUCGAGCCUAUGUCUACUGGCGCUUGCUAUCCAAUACCAGUGAUCCCAAUGCUACCAAGGAUAUCGUUCUGUCCGAGAAGCCGCCCAUCGUGACCACUAUCCAUUCCCUCCCCCCUGCUCUUCUGGAGCAGCUGCUCACUGAGCUGUCGACUCUCGCCUCGGUCUACCACAAGCCCCCAGAGCAAUUUGUCGGCCAAGGAAGGUUCGGCGCCGAUGCCGUCCAGCGAGCUGCCAUUGAGGAACAAAUUCAAAAUGCACGCGAAAACCCACUGGCCGCCGCUGCAGCUGCAGCUGCAGUCACUGGCAGCGCGCCUCCCCCCCAAAGCCAGAACAAUGUCGAAAAUCUGUUGGAUAUCGAUUUCGACGGGACAGCUCCAGCCUCUGCUCAGAAAGAGCCCAGUGGUGGUAUGUCCGGCCUCGAAGGUCUGGCUGGGACACCGGUGCGAGUGGAAUCGCCCGCUGCAGGUGCUCCUGCUGGAAGCAACAACUUGGACGACCUCUUGGGGGUCUUCGGCGAUGGGGGAGGCGCAACGGCCCCGUCCAGCAGCAGCGGUGGUGCGGGGGCAGACUUGAUGAACGGUUUUGCUGGCCUGGAUUUGUCGGGCAAUGGCACGACAUCACCGCCUCCGGGAGGCAGUCAGCCAAAGAAGACCAACGAGGAUAUUAUGUCAUUAUUCUAGGAAAGGAGAGAAGGCUAUGGCUGCAUGAUGGCGAACGACGUUGUAGGACUGGGAGCGAAAGAAACCAAGGAGGCGAGCGCUUAACAAAAGCACACAUAAUUUAGUCCAUGCAUUUUCAAAUAGAUUAUUCUGCCUCGUUAUACCGGCGUGAUCAAGCUGGAUUUGAUUCUUAUUCUUAUCUUCACAUUUCGUGGUUGUUGUCUCUUUCUGUGUUGAUUUAUGUCCCCAAUUGUCUGUAUAUCCCCCUACUUGAACCUUGGGGCACGGUUGCGUCUUUGUAAAUUAACUGACCUUUCUCUCUUCGUUCCUCUGGUCUCUUGACUGGGUAAUGUACUAUACC